Molecule: messenger RNA, 2409 nt
Organism: Carassius gibelio (silver crucian carp)
Lineage: Eukaryota; Metazoa; Chordata; Actinopteri; Cypriniformes; Cyprinidae
Product: DENN domain-containing protein 10
Exons: 9
Coding region: 426-1475 (349 amino acids)
Biological process (GO): protein transport; regulation of early endosome to late endosome transport
Cellular component (GO): late endosome
Molecular function (GO): small GTPase binding; guanyl-nucleotide exchange factor activity
Source: RefSeq, a predicted model, not a curated record
UUAGUUGAACGUCGAGAAUCCCGGAAGAAGCGUGUUGGUCACUUGACCAGUAGUGGAUUUCUACUGUUUAUGAUAAGUUUUCGUUUUCCUCUCUAUUUUUUCCUUUGCUACACACACUCGGAGGAAUUACUGCAACUCAAGAGCUGGCUCACAUGCACUGAUAUAAAUAACUGACGUUAUUUGAUCAUUGGUAGAGAUAGGUAAAACUGUACCUGCACUGGACUCAACGCUUGAACUUCUAUUUUGCAAGAAGAACCGUAGUUUUUUACAUUAAAAUCUUUUCCUGGAUAAACUGUCCCGGCAUAUUUCACAUUGGGUUGUGUCUGUUCGCGCUGACACUUAAUGUGCUUUCCAAACUGUAAACAUAAAUGGUUCAGAAAGUGCUUAAGUGCUAGAAACAGUUUAACGUGGAUAAGGAAUGGAACAUGGCUACAUCUGAGAUGAUGCUAAGUCUCGGACUAAUUGAGAGAGAUGUAAAUGCAGACACACUUUGGGUGUGGUGUUAUCCUUCCAUCAGUGCUGAUCUGCGAGAAGUUUUGUUAAGAAAAAGUUGCCUGCCGUUGAACAGUCAGGUGCUGCACACAUUUGUGUUUGGACAGUACUGCCGAACCUGGUACUACAUCACCACUGUCGAGGUUCAGGAGCCAACUGUGCUUAAAAAGGUGACACAUUUCUCAAUAGUUAUCACAGCUAAGGACUUCAACCCUGAAAAAUAUGCUGCGUUCAGUAGAGUCCUGUGCAGGACGUAUAUCCAACAUGGAAGUCCUGUGAAGAUGAUGGAAUGCUACAUUGCUGUUCUGACCAAAGGUGAUUGCCAGAGUGAUGAGAAUGGCUCCUUCCUUAUCAAAGAUUACGAUGUCAGGAAGGCCUACCUGGCUGGAUCCUUAAAAGAUGUUGUGUCACAAUUUGGUAUGGAGACUAUCAUCCUUUACACAGCACUAAUGUUGAAAAAGAGAGUAGUGGUCUAUCACCCACGGAUUGAGGCGCUGCUGGAGUUCACUAGAGCUCUUCCUGGAUUGGUAUGGCAUAGAAAAGACUGGUCCAUCCUCCACCCUUUUGUUCACCUUGAUAAUAAUGAGCUGGAAAACCUCAAGCUGUGUACAGGGUAUGUUGCAGGCUUUGUCGAUCCUGAAGUCAGAGACAGAUCAGAUCUGUUUGAUGUGUAUGUUAAUCUUCCAGACAGUGAAAUCACUGUGUCACAAAAUGCCAAAGAGGCAAUGGCUAUGGGAAAACUCCAUAAAGAGAUCGGCAACUUCAUUGUUCAGGCUGCAGAGGACAUGGAGCGUACAGAUGCACAGGUUAUUAAGGAUAUUUCAGUAAAAACUAAGGAGAUCCUCAGAAACCUGAUGUCUCUUGCUGAUGAAGCAGAGAACUCUAAGUUGACUUUGGAGACUCUGAAGCAGCGGCACUACCCUCCAGCCACUGAAAACUUCCUCUUCCACUUAGCUGCAGCCGAGCAACUUCUGAAGAUAUGACCAACCAGUGCACCCCGUUCAACUGGCAAGCCUCACAGUAACCAAUCAGAGAGGAUCUUACCAUUCAUUGUCAAUCACACAUUGAAUAACAUUUGCAAGAACCUGUGUCUAAUGUCAGGGAUAGUGAACAGGGCAAAAGUUAUAUAAGAACAAAAAUAUAUUUCUUAGAAAGAUGUAUAAAAUAUAGCUAUAACAUGAUAGCUACACCUCAUGUGUGUAAUUAUGUUGAAUGUAACAAUUCUAUCUGGAACAGGUUUGAAAUAAUUCAUAAACCUUUUGAUAGCACUUGGAUUUAUAUGCAGUCUCUGCAAACAUUCCUGAGUUAUCUAAUUAUUAAGUGGUUCAUAAUCUUAAUUUGGCAUGCUCUUUGAACUUUUAUAAAAAUUUCAUAAUUGCACAUCAGUGUGAAAGGGCUGACAGUUGCCUAGUUCAUGCCUAACUAAAAGACUUCUAUUAUGAAGAGUCCCAUUAAAUUCAGAAUGUAAAUAAACUAAUUACUGAAAAUCUAUUUUACUUAACUAUUGAGUGCCAAAACAUCAUCUUAAAUUUAUCAUGUCGAUGAACCUGUCUAUUCAUGUAAGAAAACUUUUUAACAUUAUAAUGUUCAAGUGACAAAAGACAUUCCCCAUGUUAGAUGUGACUUUGUUCCCACAUUUAGCAUUUCCAGUGAUGCACACAAUAUUGAUUUUGGCAUUACUUCAUACAUUUUUGUUUAAUAACCUAAAAUAGUUUGACAACCCCUUGUUAUCAAGGGCUAGCCAUAGUGCCAUAAAAAGAUCAUAGAAGAUAUUUUGAUCAUGUGUGUGCAAUAUAUCCUGAAAAGAGGAUGCUCAAACUGUUCUUCUCUGACUUCUUAAACACUGCCUUCAUCCUUUACACAGAGUCAUACAAUACUGUUUCCUCAAAUACUUUGCUAUAUAUAUAUAUAUAUAUA